CUCCCUCCAGAGAGCAAAGCCUAGCUGCUGUUCGCUCGGUGGAGACGACAGGCAGAUCGGUGAGCUCGGCCCCCGCCCCACGCGCGCCAGGACCCCUGCCCGGCGUCCCCGGGAUUUCGAGGAGCCCACCCUCUAGUCGGAUCCCCAGUACUGUCUCGUCCCGCUAGGACGGCCCCGGAUUCUGCGAGGAUGAACAUAUGCGACCUGUGGACAGGCUUGAUUGACAGCGAUCCUGUGCGCUUUUGGCUCUGCGGGGUCUCCAAGAAGCACUCCAACUGUGUGCACCUUGCCUGCCCACAGGGAUCCAACAUGCUGGGUUGCAACCCCAUCAGCGUCUGUAACCGUGGUGCCACCAUGGUGGAGGAAGGCAAGUGGCAGGGGGUCUGGUCCUACCUGCACAUCUUCUAUGAGGACUGCACCGGCACGGCGCUCAGCGAUGAUCCUGAAGGAUCGCGGGUCCUGUGUCCCUGCAAACCCUGCCAGCCCUCACUGUGCUGGAAGAUCAGCCUGUCUUCAGGAAGCCUGCUUCUGCUGCUGGGGAUAGCAGCUCUGACCACCGGCUACGCGGUGCCCCCCAAGCUGGAGACCGUCAGUAAUGAACAACUGCCGAUGCUAGAUUCGCGGGCAGCUGACUACAACAAGGCUCUGAGCGCCUGCCGCUUGGCAGGCACGGCUCUCUGUGGGGCAGCCGGGAUCCUGCUGGCCAUCUGCCUCUUGUGGGCUGUGUCAGGCUGGCUAAACCCCGAAGCCAAGGCGGAGCCCUUGGACACUGAAGCCGACAACCAUGUGGAGGUCUUCAGGGAUGAGCCGGAGCAGCAGCUGUCCCCCAUCUUUCAUAAUGCCAGUGAUCAGUCAUGGUUUUCGACCAGCAGGGGCCCCUUAGGGCAAUCUUGCGUGCAGACCGGCCAACCCAAGAGGGACUCCUGAGUGCCCGUGAGGUAGCUCAAGGAGAGAUGAACCCCUUCUUCCUCCCAUCACACAUCACCCUCCUACUGUCCCUCAACUUCUCUCUCAGCAGGACCUUUUCUACCCAAGGCCCCAGAAGGCCCAGCUCCAGGUCAAACUUGGAGCUCGCCUCCCCAUACCCCUGCCCUAAGGUGCCAACUCCUCCCCUGUGGCACUUCUGCUCAAGGCUUCCUGCCCCUCCUCUCCAGGGCCCUUCAGGGGCAGAGGACAUUUCCCUCAAACAGUCGCCACUCUCUUCUGACCUUGGGCCCCUUGCCCUUUAGACCAUCAGUUCCUGUCUCUUUGACAUCAGACCAGGUCCAGCUGCUCUCAUCUCCCACGAAGCUCAAGAUGGUGUGAAAACAUUUACCCCACACCUUGCUUCCUACCUGCACUGAGGCACUGGAGCUGCCCAGUCCAGCCAUCUCAGGCACUGAUCAUCCCGUUGGAAGUGCAGGAGGCUGAGGCACGCUGAGAGGGGUGUGUCAGGGUCACUCACAGAGCAAGGCUGUGUGCAGGAACUGGAACCCACCUGGGCCAGCUCUGAUUGUGCAGCAAGAGCAGAGCUCCCCAACUUACUGUUUCCAGGGAGGGUUUCGGGGUGAGGACAGGUUUGGCCCAGGAGACUAGCUGGAGGCCUGGUGGUUGUCAGGUGCCUACUUUGGACACAGAUUUAAAUGGUCCCUAAGAGCCAGGAAACAGGAGAAGCGAAGUCUUUGCUCCCUCCAAGCUCACCCCCUGAGCAUCAGUGCCCUCGUGAUGACAAAGAGGCCACCCUGGAAACACCGCUGCUCCCUCCUCAGCCGGGACCGUCAUCUCCUCCUCUGCCACCAGGGGGCGCCCCGAGCCCGCUGGAGAGACGCGCUCCCCGCCCCCUCUCCUGCCCCGAGGGAACCAUCGCAAUCGCUGUGCUGCUCAGCCAGCCCGACCACAGCCUCCCGCCGCGUGCAGCCUCCCCGACUCCCCGACCCGUCCUACGACCCCUUCAAUAAACAGUUGGGGCCUCCGCC
Messenger RNA from Cavia porcellus (domestic guinea pig), 1955 nucleotides. RefSeq names its product neurensin 2 (gene Nrsn2). Bases 190 to 927 code for a protein of 245 amino acids. The record is from RefSeq and is a predicted model, not a curated record. Gene Ontology annotation, cellular component: neuron projection; transport vesicle; neuronal cell body. The transcript is spliced from 5 exons. Gene Ontology annotation, biological process: nervous system development. Lineage: Eukaryota; Metazoa; Chordata; Mammalia; Rodentia; Caviidae.